AUGAUGGUUUCUCCAUCAUACCUAUUGUCGCAAGGUGUCCCUGUCAAGAAGAUCAUCCAGAAGCCCGGCCAGCUGGUGGUAUCUUUCCCACGUGCAUACCAUUCGGGAUUCAGCCACGGCUGGAACUGUGCUGAGGCCGUCAAUUUUGCUCUGAUGGACUGGCUUCCUAUUGGCCACAAGGCAGUUACCUCAUAUCGGAAUGGUUGCUCGGGGCGGUCGCCAAACUUUUCUCAUGACCAGCUUCUAUGGGACUUGUGUCAAGACGCCCUUGUGUCUGCAGACAAGGCAGCUCCCCGCCCACACAAAUCGUCUGUGGAUGUACCAGCAGAUGACCGCCUCAUUCUGUACAGGGAGUUCCAUGCAUUGGUUGAAAGGGAGCUGGCACAACGGGAACCAGUCCGCAAUGCGGGCUUCCUAGAAUUUCAGGUUCAGAAGGCCUGGGAUGGGGAGCCAUUCCAGUGCAUAGCCUGCAAGAACAUGCACUACCUGUCGUUCUGUGUAUGCCCUUGCAGGAAGGAGGUGGCUGGUACUCUGUGCCUGGAGCACUUCCUGGAGGCAACGUGCCCGUGCAAGAACUCAUCGAAAGUGCUGUGCAUCCAAGUGCCCGAUGUGGAUCUGCUGAGAGCAAGGGAUGCCCUGCGGUCAAUAACCAAUGGUGCUUGUGAACACAUGGCGUUGCCAGUGUCAGAAGUCGCUGCCAACAGUCACAUUAAACAAGAAUAUUCUGUCAUGCACAGGGAGCAUGUUGUGCAGCCUGCUGAACUGCCACGUUGCCAGGGCACAUCACGGGAUGGUGAGACAACUGGGCAUCAAAAUAGUGUUGGCACAAGUACUAGGGUUUUAAACAGUAUGGAUAGAUCAGGCUCCUCAGCAGCCCAAGUUGGGAACAGUAGAUGUAGGGAGGAACAGAACAUUGCCCGAGAAGGCAAUGGUGCCAAGGUAGACCAGAACCUGGCUUCCAGCCCAGAGAGGAGGAAGAGGCUGAAAGAGUUGCAGAGUCCCAAGGGUGGUCAGCCCAUUGUCAGCACUAGCCCAGCUGAGAAGAAACUGCGGUCCAGCUGA
Molecule: messenger RNA, 1062 nt
Organism: Ostreobium quekettii
Lineage: Eukaryota; Viridiplantae; Chlorophyta; Ulvophyceae; Bryopsidales; Ostreobiaceae
Source: the annotation of a GenBank genome assembly